AUAUUCAUAUGUCGGUGAUUGCCAUGAGUUGGAGUCUUUUACAAAGGAAGGGCUGCAGGGCCUGGGCUUUCUUAAACGUUUGCAAGUCCACAACCGUUCGAAGCUUAAUUCUUUGUCAAAGGGAUUGCAGUGCCUCACUGGGCUUGUGACGUUGACUCUUGGUGGAUGUCCUGAGCUGGUAGCUUUGCCUGAUCGAGUAAAGCACCUUAACUACCUCCAAUAUUUAACCUUAUCAGGCCAACCCACAGCGAUUGAUGCAUCAGUAGAUCCUAUUGGCUGCAAAUUUCGACGUCAGAUAGUUCUGUGCCAUAGUCUUGGAGAACCCAUUGUCAUUGAUCGCCCAAAGUUGCAAGUCUUGCCUGAGAACUUGCAGUAUGUUCCUGCUCUGGAAUCCUUAAGCAUAUCCUAUCAUCCGGAACUAGUAUCAUUGCCUGAUUGGCUGGGAGACAUCACUUCUCUUCAAUCUUUGCAUAUUUUCAAUUGCACAAAGUUGACAUCUUUUCCAUGGAGCAUUCAGAGGCUUACUAUAUUGCAGAAUUUAGACAUUCAACAAUGUCCUGCACUGUCAAAGCGAUGUGAGAAGGGAAUAUGAGAGGAUUGGUGCAAGAUAAUGCAUGUUCCAAAUGUUUACAUGUAUCCUUAGCCACCCACGAACUGAUGUAAGACACUUUGGUUCCGUUAAUUAAGACCCUUUUUUUCUCAGUAAUUCUAAGCAUCAUUAGAUGGAUCAUGUGCAGAGAUAAUUGGCUAAAAAGUGGUAUACACAUCGAACUGAGUCAAAAUGGAGAUUCAUCUCAGCAGUGUAAACUAGUUCAAUAAUGGAAUAGAUGGAAGUUGCUCAUGGAGAAAUUGACGAAAAGAUGAACAAGGGAAUGACCGAUUGAUCACGAUAAUGCGAAAAACCGAACCGAAUUCGAUGCUUCGGCUUUGGUCUUAUUCUAAAAACUGUCCGGUUCGAUUAUUUUUAAUUUUGUUAACCGCUACGGCGCCGUCUCUUCUCCCUCUUUCUGUGCCAUGUCGUAAGCGAGUUUCCAUUUCCCAACUAUCGAUUCUACCCACCGGCCACCACUCAUCGCCAUUGGUCCAUUGUACGAUCUGUUCCGUUGGUUAUUAUCGCCUGCUAAACGCUACAAUCAGUACUUCUGUUUCUCCCUAUCUCUCUAUUUUGUUUGUGGUUUCCUGUUUUUUCUUUUUCUUUUUAUUUAUAUUGCCCAGAAAGGAAAUAGGUUUCUUUUUUUGGCUUAUGAAUAUGGGAGCUAGCUUUUGUAAUCAAUUUUGCAAUUGUGUUGGUAUCAGACUUGAGCCUUUUCACUAGUUUUGUUGUUUAAAUGGAACUUCAUCAAAUUCAAAUUGUAUAAGAAACCAUGAUUAAGUAUUGAUUGCGCUUCUGCAAAUUCUUUGUGGUUUAUGUAUGAUGGGCUUUUUUUUUCAUCUCUCUCCAAUUUUUCAUUUUUUAAAUCUAAUGUUAAUUAUUUUCUCUCCCUUUUCUGCAUAUGGAAACUAGCAAUCCUCCAAGAAAUGUUUUUUUGGGUUUGAUGAAUGUUUGGACAAUUAAUGGCUUGCAAUUCUGAUUAUUGAUUCUAUUGUUCUGGAUACUGGAGAGCGUUCUUACUCUUGUUUUGGAUCAGUUAAAACCAGUUAACCAGGUUUGGAUUUUAAAAGUUUAUAGUUUGGCUUGGAAGAUUGCCUUGACUUAACUGUGAGUACCCCUAUUGAAGAUUGAUUUAUUCAGACGAAAAAGCAAUGGCUGCUUUUGUUUUUUUACAUAGUAUUUGGUUGGAAGAGUUUUGAUUCUCAAAUUACUGAUUAUAAUUAACUCUUAUUUCUUUUAGAUUGCAUACUUAUAAACGUUAGCUAAUGGGUAGCAAAGAUGAAACUUGCUUCGCCAUUUCUAUUAUCAUCAUCAUCAUUGGCCUCAUUUUUAUUGCAAUUGUUCGCGUUAUCUAUGUGGUUUAUCGAACCAGCAAACCCUUGCGCCCUAAAUCCCCAAAGCCACUAAGUACUUUGAUUGUUUUGGGUUCAGGGGGACACACUGCAGAGAUGAUUAACGUCUUAUCUGCAUUGCAGAAGGAUAGGUUUAUGCCUAGAUUUUACGUUGCAGCUGCUACUGAUAAUAUGAGUCUACAAAAAGCUCGUGUCUUGGAGGACUUAUUAGCUGAUACAAAUGGGGGCAAGGUGGUCUCUGCAAAGUUCAUGCAGAUUUACAGAAGCAGGGAAGUUGGUCAGUCAUAUAUAACCUCCAUUGGGACAACUUUAAUUGCUAUUGCUCAUGCAUUGUGGCUGAUGAUUAAAAUAAGACCCAAAGUGAUUCUUUGCAAUGGUCCUGGGACUUGCAUUCCUCUCUGUGUCAUUGCAUUUUUGUUCAAGGUGGUAGGGAUUAGGUGGUCGUCUGUUUUUUAUGUUGAGAGUAUAGCAAGAGUGAAAAGGCUUUCUUUAAGUGGUUUGCUUCUCUACAAGUUGUGCAUAGCUGAUCAAUUUUAUGUGCAAUGGCCACAACUACAGAGAAAAUAUCCUCGAGCUAUUUAUGUUGGUUGUCUCAUGUAAUUGAUCAUGUUCUAAUGCUGUCAUGGUACUUGCUAGAACCUCAAGUACUCAGUAUAAUUUUCAAUUUUGAAGUUUUACUUUUUAGUGGUGCUCUAGUUCUUGGUCACAAACUUCAGUUGCAUGUUAGAAGUAGAGAUGCAUAUGUGCUCUGUGGAUGCCCAGUAGAUUGAGAGAGAAAGAGAUGAGAGAGAGUUAAUUGCCAUGAAGCUCCUAUUGCAGAAAUUUGUUGUUUAUCUGAUUUGAUUGAAUUCUAACUAAAUGUAAUAAUAUUUUCAGCAUAGUUAUUGAUUGGAAUAUAAUUUUGAGGUUUGUUUCUGUAACCUGAUGUAAGCAAAAAAUUUAUCAACAAAACUUUAUUUUAUAUGUAUAGAUUAAUUGCCUUGUCUAGCACUACUCAGGCUACUAUUUCUUUUAACCUCUAUUUUGUGUCAUUUAUGUACUAUUUUAAACUGUAACAUAUACACGCAAAUUGAGAAUAACGGGUCAUGAAAAUGCAAAAAUCUUUCAUUGUUGGCCUUUUGUUGUGGUGUUUCUGUGAGCUGAUUGACGAUUGAGCAUUGUAAUGAAUGUAGCCAUGUUGAACUAAGACUUGGCUCUGUUUUCUACUGUAGAUGCAGAUAUUUUUCUUUUGGCUGAAGAAAUGAGGAUAGCAAGUGAUAUGGAUUAGCCCACCACAUUGCAAUAAUAAGAUGAGUUCAUCUUGAAAUGGUAAGAGCACACAAAAGGACAUACUUGGUGAACUGAAUGCAUUGCACCCAGAAUGAUUUUGACAAAUCAGUAAUGAAAAGGAACUUGUCGAUUUGUGGUCUUGCAAUUUAUCAUAUGAUGCAAUCUAGUAGAUUUGUUCAUAUUGAAUGCUGUAACCUUUUGAUAGGAAGUUGUAAUACAUCAAUCCAAGUUGGAAAAAUUAAAGAGAUAAGGACCAAUACCUGGCAAUUUAUGUUUCUUAA
Hevea brasiliensis (rubber tree) is the source of this 3494-nucleotide messenger RNA. Its product is annotated as UDP-N-acetylglucosamine transferase subunit ALG14. Bases 1858 to 2544 code for a protein of 228 amino acids. Gene Ontology annotation, biological process: dolichol-linked oligosaccharide biosynthetic process. The transcript is spliced from 5 exons. NCBI's taxonomy places the organism in Eukaryota, Viridiplantae, Streptophyta, Magnoliopsida, Malpighiales, Euphorbiaceae. The record is from RefSeq and is a predicted model, not a curated record. Gene Ontology annotation, cellular component: UDP-N-acetylglucosamine transferase complex.